Jaculus jaculus (lesser Egyptian jerboa) is the source of this 4592-nucleotide messenger RNA. RefSeq names its product discs large MAGUK scaffold protein 1 (gene Dlg1). The transcript is spliced from 27 exons. Gene Ontology annotation, molecular function: kinase binding. Gene Ontology annotation, biological process: chemical synaptic transmission; neurotransmitter receptor localization to postsynaptic specialization membrane. Gene Ontology annotation, cellular component: neuron projection; neuromuscular junction; postsynaptic density membrane. The coding region runs from base 121 to 2937 and encodes 938 amino acids. Lineage: Eukaryota; Metazoa; Chordata; Mammalia; Rodentia; Dipodidae. The record is from RefSeq and is a predicted model, not a curated record.
GGCCGCGGUCCCGGGCCCGUCCGGCUCCUGCUCGAGUCGCCCGGAGAAGGAGGAGGGGACGACGACGAGCGCACGGCGGGGAGCCCGGUGUGUUGUCGUCUUCCUGAUUCUGGAGAAAAAAUGCCGGUCCGGAAGCAAGAUACCCAGAGAGCAUUGCACCUGUUGGAAGAGUAUCGUUCCAAAUUGAGCCAUACUGAAGAUAGACAGCUCAGAACUUCCAUAGAACGGGUUAUUACCAUAUUUCAGAGCAACCUCUUUCAAGCUUUAAUAGACAUUCAAGAAUUUUAUGAAGUGACCUUACUGGAUAAUCCAAAAUGUCUAGAUCUUGCAAAGCAGUCAGAACCAAUUCGGCCUGUGAAUACCUGGGAAAUUUCCAGCCUUCCAAGCACUACUGUGACUUCAGAAACCCUGCCCAGCAGCCUUAGCCCUACUGUGGAGAAAUAUCGUUAUCAGGAUGAAGAUACACCUCCUCAAGAGCACGUUUCUCCACAGAUCACUAAUGAGGUGACAGGUCCAGAACUGGUUCACGUCUCAGAGAAGAACCUGUCAGAGAUUGAGAAUGUCCAUGGAUUUGUUUCACAUUCUCAUAUUUCACCAAUAAAGCCAACAGAAGCUGUUCCUCCCUCCUCUCCCACUGUCCCUGUGGCCCCUGUCCUGCCAGUCCCUGCUGAGAAUUCUGUCUUCCUGCCCAUCGCACCACAGGCAAAUCCUCCUCCUGUACUGGUCAACACAGAUAGCUUGGAAACACCAACUUAUGUUAAUGGCACUGAUGCAGAUUAUGAAUAUGAAGAGAUCACACUUGAAAGGGGAAAUUCAGGGCUUGGUUUUAGCAUUGCAGGAGGUACAGACAACCCACACAUUGGAGAUGACUCAAGUAUUUUCAUCACUAAAAUUAUCACAGGAGGAGCAGCUGCCCAAGAUGGAAGAUUGCGUGUCAACGACUGUAUAUUGCGAGUAAAUGAAGCAGAUGUUCGUGACGUUACACAUAGCAAAGCAGUCGAAGCAUUAAAAGAAGCAGGGUCUAUUGUACGGUUAUAUGUAAAAAGACGAAAACCAGUGUCAGAAAAGAUAAUGGAAAUAAAGCUCAUCAAAGGUCCUAAAGGUCUUGGGUUCAGCAUUGCGGGAGGUGUUGGAAAUCAGCAUAUUCCCGGUGAUAAUAGCAUCUAUGUAACCAAAAUAAUUGAAGGAGGUGCAGCACAUAAGGAUGGCAAACUUCAAAUUGGAGAUAAACUGCUAGCAGUGAACAGCGUAUGUUUGGAAGAAGUUACUCAUGAAGAAGCAGUAACUGCCUUAAAGAACACAUCUGAUUUUGUUUCUUUGAAAGUGGCAAAGCCCGCCAGCGUGUACAUAAGUGACGGCUACGCGCCCCCUGACAUCACUAGCUCUUCGUCUCAGCCUGUUGAUAAUCAUGUUAGCCCAUCUUACUUGGGCCAGACACCAACAUCACCAGCCAGAUAUUCACCCAUUUCUAAAGCUAUGCUUGGAGAUGAUGAAAUUACUAGGGAACCUAGAAAAGUUGUCCUUCAUCGUGGCUCAACAGGCCUUGGUUUCAACAUUGUAGGAGGUGAAGAUGGAGAAGGAAUAUUUAUUUCCUUUAUUUUGGCUGGAGGACCUGCUGAUCUAAGUGGAGAGCUCAGAAAAGGAGAUCGCAUUAUAUCGGUAAACAGUGUUGAUCUCAGAGCUGCCAGUCAUGAGCAGGCAGCAGCUGCAUUGAAAAACGCUGGUCAGGCUGUCACUAUUGUUGCACAGUAUCGACCUGAAGAGUACAGUCGUUUUGAAGCUAAAAUACAUGAUUUACGGGAGCAGAUGAUGAAUAGUAGCAUUAGUUCAGGGUCAGGUUCUCUACGAACUAGCCAGAAGCGAUCUCUCUAUGUCCGAGCCCUUUUUGAUUAUGACAAAACUAAAGACAGUGGCCUUCCCAGCCAAGGAUUGAACUUCAAAUUUGGGGAUAUUCUCCAUGUUGUUAAUGCCUCUGAUGAUGAAUGGUGGCAAGCCAGACAGGUUACACCGGAUGGUGAAAGUGAUGAAGUUGGAGUGAUCCCCAGCAAACGCAGAGUUGAAAAGAAAGAAAGGGCCCGGUUAAAAACGGUCAAGUUCAAUUCUAAAACAAGAGGAGAUAAAGGGCAGUCAUUCAAUGACAAGCGUAAAAAGAACCUCUUUUCCCGAAAAUUCCCCUUCUACAAGAACAAGGACCAGAGUGAGCAGGAAACAAGUGAUGCUGACCAACAUGUAACUUCUAAUGCCAGCGAUAGUGAAAGCAGCUACCUAAUCUUGAUUACAGAUGAGUAUGGCUGUUCAAAAGGUGGACAAGAAGAAUAUGUCUUAUCGUAUGAGCCAGUGAAUCAACAAGAAGUUAAUUAUACUCGACCAGUUAUCAUAUUGGGACCUAUGAAAGACAGGAUAAAUGAUGACUUGAUCUCAGAAUUUCCCGACAAAUUUGGAUCCUGUGUACCUCAUACAACUAGACCAAAACGAGAUUAUGAGGUAGAUGGAAGAGAUUAUCAUUUUGUCGCUUCAAGAGAACAGAUGGAAAAAGAUAUCCAAGAGCAUAAAUUCAUUGAAGCUGGGCAGUAUAACAACCACCUGUAUGGAACAAGUGUUCAGUCUGUGCGAGAAGUAGCAGAAAAGGGCAAGCACUGUAUCCUUGAUGUGUCUGGAAAUGCCAUAAAGAGAUUACAGAUUGCACAACUUUAUCCAGUAUCCAUCUUUAUUAAACCCAAGUCCAUGGAAAAUAUCAUGGAAAUGAAUAAGCGUCUAACAGAAGAACAAGCCAGAAAAACAUUUGAAAGAGCCAUGAAACUGGAACAGGAGUUUACUGAACAUUUCACAGCUAUUGUACAGGGAGAUACGCUGGAAGACAUUUACAACCAAGUGAAGCAAAUCAUAGAAGAGCAGUCUGGUCCUUACAUCUGGGUUCCGGCAAAAGAAAAAUUAUGAAAACUGAUGUUUCUCUGUUUCUCUUUUCUGCAUUCUCAUUUCUCUGCCCUUUCCUUCUGGAGUGUGUCUUCGGCCCUCUUUGCCUGUGGAGUCCCCCACCUCCCACUCACCGUAGCCUCAGUUGCGCUGAUUGUUGACAUCGAGUCUCUCUUUCACAUUGCAUCGUCGGAUCGUUCUAUGUUACUCUUGGUUUGUGGCCAUUUUUCAGAACUGAAGAUGGAUGGCCUGACCAGCUAUUAAGGGUUUGGGGAGAUGCAAAAUUGUGGUAAAAUUCCUUAAUGUUUAAGGGAAAGUUAACUUUAUGACAUUUUUCAGAAAGCUUUAUAUACAUUCUUUUCAGAUUUCAAUACAAAUGAAAGAAAAGUGGUUUUAAUCAAUGAUUUUAGUACUUUGAGCAACUGUGCACGCUGAACUUUAGUAGCAUGGUUUGGCCACUGUAUUAGCUCUCAGUUGACUUCUGCUAUUAAAAUAACUAUUUCAUUAUAGACAAAUAAGAAAAAAUAUGUUCUUAUUUCAAAAUUAAUGUCUGAGUUAACUCAUAAUUUCACAAGGGAUAUUCACUUUUCAUAAGAGCUAAAUCUAUUGUUUGAGGGUCCUCCCCCGCCCCAGCACAUUUGUUAGGAAUGACAGUGUUCAAAUGUUUUAAUCUACUUGUGAAGCACUAUUUAUAGUGUCUUUCAAAAGUUGUUCCUUUUCUGAAUUAAGGCCAUGCUGAGGUGCUAGGGAAGCUCACCUUUUACACAGAAGGUAAGAGGAUUUCAUAGACAUAAGUUCUGACAAAAGACAUUUCAGUGGAGAUGUAGUAACCAUUAUAGCAAUGGAAAAGGAGUCUAAUUCAUAGCCAGGCUAAAACAUUAAAUAUGUGUUUAGGGAGGGAGUCAGAUUUUAAUGAAUAUUUUACCCACAAUAACUGCCUAUUUUGUUAUAAUAAAAAAUAUAUAUAUAUAAAUAUAUAUAUAAAUUUUCUUUAAACUCUGUAACUAUGGGAAUUAUUUUCUUUACAUAGUUGCACACACACAAACAUAUAUAUAUAUAUAUAUUUAAAAUAUAUUUUUUUCUUUUGCCACCUACUCCUAACUUUUUGUUUGGUUUUUAAAUUAAGUAUGAAUUGAUCAGACUUCUCUUCCUUAAUCAUGUGAACUGAAAACAGGUGUAUGGUGGUUGUGAGGAGAAACCUCUAGGAAAUUAGAAUGUCAGUAAAAGUAUGAGCACGUUCUCCUCUUUCCUACAGACAUUUUCAGAAGGUUCCCCACUUUUUCCCAUUAUUGUUCUUGUCAUUGGGUUUCAUUUUGGUUCUCUGCCUUGCCUUCUUGUUCUCAUUUUAUUAACAGGCAAAAACCCUUCCAUGUGAAUUCACCUCAGACUCUCACCUUGCAUCACUGCUCUGCACUAGAGCUGCACAGAUCUUUAUGGUGAGCAAUUUUAAGAAAUUUUUGUGAAAGGCAAACAAGCCCUCAAAUCAUUUUCUCUGAUCUUUUUUUAUGGGUAUCAUUUGCCUUCCCAUUGCUCUUUGGAGUUGUUUAUUGAAUAUGUAGUUUUUGACAACCUCAUUAAUAUUUCUUAAGUACGUACUGGUUUGUAAAGAGUUACCAACAUUAUCCAUUCCAUUUAUGAGAAGGAGGAGAACAGCUAAUAAACUUUACUGUAAAAAUCCA